AUGACUUCUUAAGUCUAUAAAUUAAAAAAAAGAUAAAAAAAGGCUUGCAAGUAUAAAUUGAUUAUAUUUUAAUCGCAUAAUUAUAAGUUUUUAUAUUAAUAUUUAUUGAAAAGCUAAGGAUAUUAUAAUAUGAUAGACAGAUAAUUUCUGAAUGUAUAAGUAAUUCAUUGGAUGUCAUUUUGUUACUCAGUUUAUUUCUAUAUUUAGAGUAGAAAUACAAGUAAUUUAUUAUGUUUGAUAAUCAUUUGCUUGCUAUCCCCUGUAGUACUGUUAUCGCAUUAAGCUAAAUCGAGAGCAAAAAUGAUUGGAACAGUAUUUUGUAUUCAAAUAGAUUUGGUUUGUCUAAUAAUUCUGAAUUAAUAAAACUUAAACCAUGGUUCAUAUGCUUAAUUAAUAAUAAGUUAAUACCUUUCAAAAGAUCUUAUUAAGAAAGUAUAGAAAUAAAAUCAAGUAAUGAUAAUAAAUCCAAUGACUUUUUAUUAUGGUUUAAUGAUAGUUGUAAGUGUAUUUUAAUAAAUAUAUUUACAUACAGUGAGUGAAUUUAAUUAAGAAUGCCCUUAAUUAAUUUUAUGUUUAUUUUUGUCUUUGCAGGAUAGUAUUUUAUUGAAAUAGAAAAACUAAAAUUAAUUAAAUACAACAAUUUAAAUAGAUGGAGUUGGUGCAAUAAAUAAACUGGAAAGUUUAGGAAAAAGAGUAGUUUCUGUUGUUGACAGUGAUAAAAAUAUGAUUUUAGAUUAAUCUAAAGAUAGUGCAAGAAUUAUGUGUAAUAAUUUUAGCAAUAUUUAAUAACAUUAUAUCAAUUCUGAAAUAAUUUAUAAUUCUUUAGAAUAUUUAUAAGAAGGAUUAAUAAUAUUAGAUAUAUAAGAUGAGAAAUAUCAAGCUUAUAAAAUAUAGUAUAUGAAUAGUGCAACUAGAAUUUUAUUUGGUCGUGAAUAGGAGAGUGAAAUUUUAUAUAUUUUAGAGAGUUUAAAUACAUUAUAAAUAUAGAGUUAAGAUAUAAUGGAAGAUCUUAAUUCAAGAAGAGAAUCAAUAUAAUAACGAUUAUCAAAUUUAUAAUUUUCUCGUUUAUGCAAAUCUAUCUUUGUAUAAAAGGAUUUAUUUUGUUCAAUAAAAUAACCAAUUUUAGAUGUUUAAAUGUUUGAAAAACACUAAAUAAUUAGUAUGAAAGAUUUAUUAGAAAAAAUGUUAUAGUCAAGGAAAGCAGAAGUUAUAACAGUGAAUACUCAUUUUAGUGGUAGUCUAGCAUUAAAUACAAAUAAGAAUAUAACAAUAUCUUAAUCUAAUGUUGGAGGAUAAUCAAGACAUGAGUAGAAUGAAAGAUUGAUGGAAUUCACUUUAACUCUAACAAGAGAUAAAAGUAUAUUAAUAAUCUGUCGAGAUGUUACACAUAGAUAAAAAAUUAGAUAUUUAAAAGAUUAUGAUAUUUAAAAAUCAAAGAUGUUAUCAUUUGUGAGUCAUGAAUAUCGUUAACCAUUAGGUUGUAUAAUCUAGAUGAUUGAAUGUGUACUAAUGUAGCCAAUAAUAAUAAAUAAUCUAGAUAUAGCAGAAGAUUUACAAGUAGCAUUAGAUAAUUCUAAAUAUAUUUUAAAUUUGUCAAAUGAUUUAUUAGAUUUGGCAUAAAUAAAGAAUGGAAAAUUCAAAAUUAAUAAGAUAGCAUUUAAUAUUGAGCAUUUAAUACAAGAUUGUAUUAAAAUGUUCGCUUUAAAAGCUAAAUUAAAAAAUCUAAAAUUAGAAACAUAAUUUUGUAGUAAUAUCCCAAAGUAUAUCAUAUCUGAUAAAAACAGAUUGAAAUAAAUAAUUGUAAAUCUAUUGAGCAAUGCUUUUAAAUUUAAUAGUAGUAAAAUAGAAAUCAGCAUUUAAAUUUAAUCAGCUUUUUUAAGAAUUGGUGUUAGAGAUGAUGGAAUAGGAAUUAGUAAAGAAGAUUAAUAAAAAUUAUUUAAGGCAUUUUCUAAAGUGAAUUCAGAAGAAAGCAAAAAAUUAAAUGAAUAAGGUGUUGGUUUAGGAUUAGUUAUUAGUAAUUAAAUUGCUUAAAAUAUAGGAUGUAGUGGAUUAAAUAUAGAAUCUAAAAUAGAUAUAGAUAAUCAUUAUUCGUACUUUUAUUUCGAUAUGUUAAUAGAAUUGCCUGAGAAAAAGAAAGUGGAAAUAUUUAAAAUUCCUGAAAUUUACCCACUUUAUUAAGAAGUUGAUGAAAUAAUAACUUAUAAUUAGGAAUAAUAAAAAAUAACUUAAGAUGUUAUUUCUUAUUGUUCUCAUUGUUUACUUGUAGAUGAUGAAUGUUUUAAUACACUUGCUUUUAAUAAAAUUUUAAAAGGAGUUCUAAAAAACAUAAAUUAAUAAAUGGAUGUAGAGUCUAUUCUUUCUGGUAAGGAGUCUAUAGAAAAAGUGAAAAAUAAAAAGUGUAGUAAUUCAUGUUAAGGAUAUAAACUAAUAUUUAUGGAUGUCGAAAUGCCUAUUAUGAAUGGAAUUUAAACUACCAAAUAAAUAUUAGCUUUUAAUCCUAGUUAGAUAAUUAUUGGAUGUAGUGGUUACACAGAUUAUUAAGAGAAAAAGAGAUGUUUAGAUGCAGGAAUGUCAGAUUAUAUUACAAAACCUGUAAAUGAAACAGAACUUUAAGAGAUACUCAAGAAAUAUUUAUGA
Messenger RNA from Paramecium sonneborni, 2637 nucleotides. The record is from the annotation of a GenBank genome assembly. NCBI's taxonomy places the organism in Eukaryota, Ciliophora, Oligohymenophorea, Peniculida, Parameciidae.